Messenger RNA from Lycium barbarum (goji berry), 4488 nucleotides. RefSeq names its product pentatricopeptide repeat-containing protein At3g24000, mitochondrial-like. Gene Ontology annotation, molecular function: protein binding; zinc ion binding; RNA binding. Lineage: Eukaryota; Viridiplantae; Streptophyta; Magnoliopsida; Solanales; Solanaceae. The record is from RefSeq and is a predicted model, not a curated record. Bases 106 to 2067 code for a protein of 653 amino acids. The transcript has 5 exons. Gene Ontology annotation, biological process: RNA modification.
UGUCUCAGUUAAAAAUUAAUUAUUGAAAGCUGUUACUUCCAUAAAGCUAAUUAUUACUAGUACUUUGCUACUAGGAAGCACUUAAAAGGGUGAGUGGUGAGGGAGAUGACAAUGGCUGUACACAUGAAAAAAUACGUAACAAAUCCAUCAAUUUUCAAUUCAAUCAUCCCAAUAGCUGGCCAAUUUUUCUCCACAUCAUGUGCAAUAGCAGCCUUAGAAUCAAAACCAAAAGUGGUACGCAAAUUAUUUGGGGUUAUACAAGACAAAGAUCUUAUGAAAAAGGCUCCAAAUGGUGAACUUUUAGUACUAUAUCUUAUUGACAAUGGCGCAAUGGACUCAGAUGCAGGUUUAUAUAACCAGCUUAUAAAGAAAUGUACUGAAUGGAAACGGUUAAAAGAAGGGAAAAUGGUACAUGAACACUUUUUGAGGUCGAGAUUUAGUCAUUAUAUUGUUCCUAAUAACACAUUGAUUAAUAUGUAUGCGAAAUGUGAGAGUAUGGGUGAUGCACGCAAGGUGUUUGAUGAAAUGCCUGAAAGAGAUAUGGUUUCUUGGACUGCAUUGAUUACUGGGUAUUCGCAGAAUGAGGGUGCUGACGUGGCGUUGGGUUUGUUUAUUGAGAUGUUGAGGUUUGGGUUUAAGCCGAAUCAGUUUACGUUUGGGAGUGUAAUAAAGGCUGCUGGAGCGUUGGACAGUAGUGGAACGGGGAGGAUAUUACAUGGGAGUUGUGUUAAGUUUGGAUAUGAAGAGAAUGUUUAUGUUGGGAGUGCUCUUGUUGAUAUGUAUGCAAGGUGUGGAUUAAUGGAUGAAGCGAAAAUCGUGUUUGAUAAGUUAAGUUGCAAGAAUGAGGUUUCUUGGAAUGGUUUGAUCGCUGGGCAUGCGAGGAAAGGCGAUGGAGAGAUUGCGGUGAAGCUUUUCUCUGAGAUGAAAAGAGGCGGUUUUCAGCCGACCCAUUUUACGUUUUCUAGUGUUUAUGCAGCUUGCGCAAGCAUUGGAGCUUUAGAGCCCGGGAAAUGGGUGCAUGUGCAUAUGAUCAAGUCGGGGUUGGAACUUAUUGCUUUUAUUGGGAAUACUCUGCUUGAUAUGUAUGCCAAGUCUGGUAGCCUUGAUGAUGCUCGAAAGGUUUUUGAUCAUUUAGUGAAAAAGGAUGUUGUUUCUUGGAACUCAAUGCUUACCGCCUAUGCUCAGCAUGGACUCGGAAAAGAAACUGUAGAUUGCUUUGAGGAAAUGCGUAGGAUAGGACCUGAACCUAAUGAAGUGACUUUUCUUUGUGCUCUUACAGCUUGCAGUCAUGCUGGGCUUCUAGACAAAGGAAUGGAUUAUUUUGAAUUGAUGAAGACAUUUAAGAUAGAACCAAAUAUUUCACAUUACGUGACUGUUAUAGAUCUACUUGGUCGAUCAGGUCAACUUCACCGUGCUGUAAAGUUCAUAAAUGAAAUGCCAAUUGAACCAAAUGCAGCCGUUUGGAAAGCUUUGCUGGGAGCUUGUAGGAUGCAUAAAAAUUUGGAGUUGGGUGUUUAUGCAGCUGAACGUGUGUUUGAACUUGAUCCCUAUGAUUCAGGGCCACAUAUUUUGCUGGCCAACAUAUAUGCCUCUGCUGGUAGGAGAAGUGAUGCUGCAAGAGUUAGAAAAAUGAUGAACGAUGGUGGAGUCAAGAAAGAACCUGCUUGUAGUUGGGUGGAGAUUGAAAAUGCUGUUCAUAUGUUUGUAGCAAAUGAUGAUGCCCAUCCACAGAGAGAGGAGAUCCGUAACAUGUGGGAUAAGAUAACUGAUAAAAUUAAGGAAAUUGGCUAUGUCCCAGACACUAGCCACGUGCUUUGGUUUACUGAUCAGCAGGAGAGGGAAGAGAGGUUGCAAUACCACAGUGAACGACUUGCUUUAGCAUUUGCACUUCUCAAUUCUCCACCUGGAUCCCCUAUCCGAAUAAAGAAGAACAUCAGAGUUUGUGGUGAUUGCCAUACUGCAUUUAAGUUUGCUUCAAAGGUGGUUGACAGGGAAAUCAUCUUGAGAGACACAAAUCGGUUCCAUCAUUUUCGUAAUGGUUCUUGUUCCUGUGGGGACUACUGGUAGUGCUAAAAUAGUUUCCCAUAUAUCCAAUAGUUAACCAUCUAAGACUCAUUUAAAUUAAAUGUGGUAACGUGAAAUCGUUUUGGACUUGACUAUCAUGUAGGACAUUGUUGGGAUGGGAUGAUGCAUGUUUUCCUACCAAAAUUGCUUAUUGGCUUAUACACAAGCAUCUUUUAUAUAUACAGCCAUCCAUCAAAUGGAUUAGCGGUUCUUUUUGCCUUGUAAGGCUGGUUUUGACUACUUUAUUGCUUUCUAGGACAUGGUUAGAAGCAGGUUACUCUCACGGUCUCUGCCUCUCUGAAUAGCAAAGGAAUGAUAACUUAAAGGCAAGAGGUUCUGGAAAAUACUGGUGCCAAUUGCCGAUAAUUUUUACACUUGUUGGAGGCUUAGGGGUUAAAGACUUGGCACUACAUACAAGUGUAUGCUAAUGAAGUGCUACUGGAGUUAUAAUCAGGAGACAACUGGUCUAUGGAAGGAGAUGAUUCAAGCAAAAUUUGGUAGCACUAGGCACUGGUGCUCUAAUCAAGUUUCAACUCCUUAUGGCACAGGGGUUUGGAAAGCUAUUAGGAGCCUGUGAGAGGUCUUUUCUAGCAAUGCUUCUCUCAAGGUGGGAAGUGGGGAGCAUAUUCAGUUUUGGAAAGAAACUUGGUUGGGAAACAUUCCCCUUAUGAAUGUUUUUCCAAGCAUCUUUCAGAUUGCCUCCAACCCUGACUCAUCCAUCUCUCAGUGUAGGGAAGCCAAUGUUUGGAAUCUGAUUCUGAGGAGAAAUCUAAAUGAUUGGGAGUUAGAAGAUUUUAUAGCUCUCAUGGCCACCAUUCAGAGCAGCCCACUCGAUAGCUUAGGCAGAAAUAGACUCACUUGGGGAAGUUACAGGGAUGGCUCCUAUUCAGUGAAAGAAGGCUGGAAGGAGCGAUGUUGAAGAGAGACUGAAGUUCGUUUUCAUGUCAGGAAAUUCCAGUGAUGGGUAUAAUGAGGCAUUGCAGGUUGUUGAUGAAGUACAUGGAAUCAUCUCUCUCAACACAAUUCAGAUGAACUGGUGCAAGAUUUCUCACUACUUAUUUCUAAUGAAAACUCAUGAGAUUUGCUCACACUAUUGCAUCUUCCGGGAGGCUGCUCUCCAAGAACAUGCUUGCAGUGGAAUGCAUUACAGGGUAUGCAAAACUGCUGGAGAAUGUCAUAACUUUCCCAUCUGAUGUCAUAUUUCCAGGAGAUACCUCUCAGCUUAAGCAGGGCUUAUGGGAGUGGGGAUAUUUCCAAAAGGAUGUAGAGAAUGGUAAUGACAUAGAAGAUCUUCAAAUGAAGGAUGUGGAUCCAAUAAAUUCCAGUGUUGUUUCUUGCCUUAGUAAACAUGACAGGUUUUGCUCCUUUGGUGAAUGUAUCCAGAGAUGAUCCGGAGGCUUUAAUGGAAGACUUUCCAAGUGAGUUGGUGUGGGACGUCUUGAAUGAGAUGGAGCAAUCUGAGGAAGUAAAUAUCUGUUGAGCACAUGUUUUGUAUAUGUAGAUUGAGGAGAGAGUGGAACAAGACAUUGGUGGGUGGGAUGUAAUAUAUCGUAAUGCUCGAAAAGCUGAAAAGCUUCAGUUUAAAACUAAUGAGAGGGAUGAAGGAGAGCUGGAAAGGACUGGGCAACCAGUAUGCAUUUAUGACGUUUAUGAUGGAACUGGAGCUUGGUCAUUUCUGCAUCAUGGUUCUUUGUACUGUGGGUUGAGCCUAGUGAGUUCCUGUGGCUUAUUCUAUAUGUUUCAGUUUCACAUGGUUUUCUCUCGUUUUUGGGUAUAUGUUGGUACAGAAAUGGAGUUUUUAAGAAUACAAUGCUAUAUGUUAAACAUAUUUGCUAAUGCAGAUCAAUCAACUAAGCACUGAGAUUGAGGUCAGAUGAUGUUGAUGCAGUUGGCCGGCUUACCCUCUUGAAUGAGACCUACUACUGGAAUAUCCUCUGUGAGAUGGGUGGCAUGUUCUCAAUUGCAAACCAUUUAGAUAAUAUUCAUAAGCGACCCUGGAUUGGGUUCCAGUCAUGGCGAGCUACUGGGAGAAAAGAUAUACUAAUGUAUCAGGUUUCCUUAUCUAUAAAUGCUGAGCUGGCCCUAGAAGAAACAACACAGGCAAAGGCUAAAGGUGAUGUAAUAUACUAUUGGGCACACUUGGAUGUGGAUGGUGGUUUUACAGGAAGCAAUGAUGCUCGUACCUUCUGGUCAAUGUGUGACAUAUUGAAUGGAGGCAACUGCAGAUGGGCGGGUGUAUUUUUGCUUCAUAGUUGUCUCAGCUAACUCUCAUUCUUCCAGAAAUGCUUUCCAAGAUGCAUUUUGUAGAAUGUAUGGCUUACCGUCACAUAUAGAAGCUCUCCCAACCAUGCCUGAAGAUGGUGGGAGAUGGUCAGCACUACAUAGCUGGGUCAUGCCAACCUCUUCUUUUCUGAAGUUCGUUAU